Microcebus murinus (gray mouse lemur) is the source of this 3510-nucleotide messenger RNA. RefSeq names its product protein phosphatase 3 catalytic subunit gamma (gene PPP3CC). The record is from RefSeq and is a predicted model, not a curated record. Gene Ontology annotation, biological process: calcineurin-mediated signaling. Lineage: Eukaryota; Metazoa; Chordata; Mammalia; Primates; Cheirogaleidae. Gene Ontology annotation, molecular function: calmodulin-dependent protein phosphatase activity.
GCGCGCGUGCGCGCACGAGGCCCGGGCCGCGCGCAGCCGCUCCAGUCGCCUCCCUCAGCUGCGGUCGCGGUCGCUCCGGAGGCGGGGUUCCCCGCCACAGCCGCUGGCGCCGCGGGAGGGAGCGGCCGGUGGGCCCGCAUUCUGUCGGUGGGGUUCGAGGCCGGCCUGCCGCGUCGCGUCUGUGUGGUGCUUGGGCCACCCUGAGGAGCCGGGGCUGGGCGCGCUGGAGGAGAAGGCGGCGGCCGAGGCGGAGGCGCACGGCCAGCAGUCCUCAGGGGCCGGGCGGAGGCCGAGGGGACCAUGUCCGAGAAGCGCUCCCAACUCUCCACUACCGAACGCGUCAUCAAAGCUGUUCCCUUUCCUCCAACCCAGCGACUUACUUUGAAGGAAGUAUUUGAGAAUGGGAAACCUAAAGUUGAGGUCUUGAAAAAUCAUUUGGUAAAGGAGGGCCGACUAGAAGAGGAAGUGGCCUUAAAGAUAAUCAAGGAUGGGGCUGCCAUCCUGAGACAAGAGAAGAACGUGAUAGAAGUAGAGGCUCCAAUUACAGUGUGUGGUGACAUUCAUGGACAAUUCUUUGACCUGAUGAAGUUAUUUGAGGUUGGAGGAUCACCUAGUAACACACGCUACCUCUUUCUGGGUGACUAUGUGGACAGAGGCUAUUUCAGUAUAGAGUGUGUGCUGUAUUUAUGGAGUUUAAAGAUUAAUCAUCCUAAAACAUUGUUUCUGCUUCGAGGAAAUCAUGAAUGUAGGCAUCUUACAGACUAUUUCACCUUCAAACAAGAAUGUCGAAUCAAAUAUUCUGAACAGGUGUAUGAUGCGUGUAUGGAUACAUUUGACUGUCUUCCUCUUGCUGCCCUCUUAAACCAGCAGUUUCUCUGUGUACAUGGAGGAAUGUCACCUGAAAUUACUAGUUUAGAUGACAUUAGGAGAUUAGACAGGUUUAUUGAACCUCCUGCCUUCGGGCCAUUGUGUGACCUGCUUUGGUCUGAUCCCUCAGAGGAUUAUGGCAGCGAAAAGACCUUGGAGCACUACACCCACAACACUGUCCGAGGGUGCUCUUAUUUUUACAGUUACCCUGCAGUUUGUGAAUUUUUGCAGAACAAUAAUUUAUUAUCAAUUAUCAGAGCCCAUGAAGCCCAAGAUGCCGGGUAUCGAAUGUACAGGAAGACCCAAACAACAGGCUUUCCAUCGCUUAUUACAAUUUUCUCAGCCCCCAAUUACCUAGAUGUCUAUAACAAUAAAGCUGCUGUGUUGAAAUAUGAAAACAAUGUCAUGAACAUCAGGCAGUUUAACUGUUCUCCACACCCCUACUGGCUUCCAAACUUUAUGGAUGUUUUCACAUGGUCUUUACCUUUCGUUGGGGAAAAAGUCACAGAGAUGCUGGUUAACAUUCUCAACAUAUGCUCUGAUGAUGAACUGAUUAAUGAAGAAGAAACAGAAGAUCACUACAUUUCAAGCUAUCAGAAAGGAAGCACGACAGUUCGUAAAGAGAUCAUCAAGAAUAAGAUCAGAGCCAUUGGGAAGAUGGCACGGGUCUUUUCGGUUCUUCGGCAAGAGCAUGAGAGUGUGCUGACUCUCAAGGGGCUGACACCUACAGGUACACUCCCUGUGGGCGUCCUCUCGGGAGGGAAGCAGACUAUUGAGACUGCCACAGUAGAAGCGGUAGAGGCCCGGGAAGCCAUCAGAGGAUUUUCACUUCAGCACAAGAUCCGGAGUUUUGAAGAAGCCCGAGGUCUGGACCGAAUUAAUGAGCGAAUGCCACCCCGAAAAGAUGCUGUACGCUCUGAUGGGCCAAUGAAACCUGUAACCCCGGGACACCCAAAGUCUCUGCACAGGAGCGACCAUGGGAAGAAAGCCCAGUAAUGAUUCAGAGUCCCACUGUGGCACAGGUGGAUCCAAAACUUAAGAACAAAUUUUAUUUAUUUAUUUUUGGAAAAUGAAACAAAAACAACUCAAACAACUUAAACCUGGAGGUGCAUUUAUAAUUCAGUCUGCAUUUAUUCUGUAAGAAAGGUGACCAUUUUAUAAAUUCUUUUAAUUUAUGUUCAAUAUAUAUAAAAAGUACAUCUGUUUUCUUUUUCCCUUUUUUCUCCCUAAUUUUUAAGAACUAAUCUGAUUGUUGUCAAUACAUAUGUGAAGUCUUGUGCUAUAAAGGGGACCUCCCCCUAAGAAAAGGGCCUUGGAAACCUCAACCCUGGGUUUCUGACUUGAACUAGUCAGCCUUCACUCUUGGUUUUGGAAGGUAAUAUCUUUCAUGUAAGACUCACAACUUUUCAAGUGCAAGAUUUUUUUCCUUUUUGUUUUUUCCUUUCUGCUGGGUGCCAUUGAAGAAAGUCCUCUUAUAUUUCAGUGGCUACAACUGUUUCUCUCCUGAUGGAAAACUUGAUUACAGUAGAACUUCUAAGUGAAUAACCCAAACCCAGUGAUUUUAAGGGCCAAGUGGAAUAUUUUCCAUAAUAACCUACUUUCUCUGGACUCUCAAUUCCUUUAAAUAUGUUCUAGUAAAGCAAAAUAAAAAAUAAUGAGGGAUUUUCUUAGAGUUACUUACAAUUUGUUCAUCUAACCAUGGGCAUGAUUGGUUUAAAUUUCCCUUAGAACUUUGGAAGGAGAAAGAUUUUCAGAAAGCUUUAACUGUUGCCAGAUUCUUUUGCUUUCAUUUUGAACCCCAGGUGUCUCACCCCAUCUGCAAAGGAAGUUACAUUUCUAAAUAUUUUAUAAAUGCCCUCAGCAGAACUGCAACAGCAAGAGUGUUUAUGCUCUUCUAGGCUCUGGCAUCUCUUCCCUGUCAUCCUUCUGUUUUUCCCUGUCAGUAUUUCUGCAACCAACUGGAAUAAUGGAAACCGACAAGGGUGGUGUGAUCCCCUUGUGAAUUGAAAGUCUUGCUAAAGGGCAUUGGAUGAGUGAGGAUUUCCUGUCUUCUGUAUCAAUUACAAGGACAUUUCUCUGUCUUUCAACACUCAUUGAGUUGAACUGUAUGUCAACCCCUAGUAGCAUAUUUUGGAAUACAAACAGCAAGUGUGCAGAUACAGCAUUUAAAUAAUCUUCCUUUAGUUUGAUUUUCAAGUCACAACCAAUUAGCAAAGGAAAUUUUGGGAUAUUUAGGCUCCCAUUUUUGGUUUAGCCUGAUCACAGGUGCCAUGUCAUAAUACUUACUGGUCAGCUCUACAGUGAACAUACGUGCCUAGGCACUCUACAUAAAGCAUGGAAGAUGCUCUUUUAUGGCAUUCCUUAAUGUCAUUUGUGAUGUGGGAGUUCCCCAUUAAGGCAAGUAUUUCAGAUGGUAGUACUUCAUGUUGGGAGCUUCAAGGAAACCAGAAAAAUAAAAAACUCAUUUUUUUUUUCAAAAAACAUAAUUUUCAUUAGAAGAAUGAAGACUUAGCCCAUCAAACUCUAUUUUCGUAUACCUUUUGCUAAUAGUUCCCAAUUUGUUUAGGACAGAGAUGAAAGUAUUUUGGGGGAGUUGCAGUCUCCCUGCAUGGAUUGCUCUGUUAAUAAAAAAGAUAAAAAGGA